AUGUCAGAUCCAAUAUUUUCUCUCGCUCGCGGUGCUGCCGCAGAGUUGGCGCGGCCGCAGGGCGAUGCUGACCCCCUCGACGAGUUCGCAGUCGCCAGGGCCGUUUCCGCUGCAGCCGAGCCGGCCAAUAACUCAUUCAGAAAAUGGGUGGGCCGGUCUCGGCAAGCUGCAGGGCUCAGGGCGGCGGAGCGCGAACGCCGCGUGUCUGCCCAGGUCAGGAAGGCCAACGAUCGUGCUGUGCGGCAGGUGGACCUCAUCAAGGUUCCUGGAUGUCGGACGCAGCGGGGACUGAAAGGCAGUGGGGCACAUCGGCGGUGGACUGCCAAAGCGGUGCUUUGCACCGCUUUCGGGAAGAUGCACGCGCAGUGGCGCCAGCGCAUCAAGGCAGCGCGAGCGGGCCGCAAGCGGAAGGCCCGGAGCAGGCUUACGUCAGCAGUGGCGUCUUCCGCUCGGGCGGCAGCUGCGACCGCGGAUGGAUCCCAUGGGCAUGUCCAGCGAGUGCGCGACGCAGUCAGCCAUCUCCUCAUGACAGGCCAGCGCCAGGGCAUCUCUCAAAUGCUCCAGCUGCGACCGUCGUUCGCUGUGCUCGAGGUGAGGUUCGAUGAAACCCACCACGAGAUGAAAGUGCCCAGGUGUUCCGAACACGACAGCGGUGUUAGUUACGAAGCUGGGCAUUACCCCUUUGUUAUUAUCAAGGGUUCGUUAUCAUGGUCCCCGCAGGGAUCUCGCCAGAUCGCCCGCCAAGAAUUGGUGAUAAGUCCAAUUGCUUUGUCCGAGAGCUGCACUGCAGAGAGCAUGUGGGCCGCGCUGCGCAACCGUCUGCCCGUUUCGCCUGGCGGACUAUCCGCAUCUUGCGAUUUAGUCGCGCUUUUAUGCGCGCAUGACAGUCAUUCUGCGAAUUUCAAGCUGCUGCGAGGGCUAAUUGACGUGGUGCCCGAAAACGUCGUUGUCUUGAGUUCCCGAUGCGGCAUGCAUCAACUCCAAUUGACGCUGAGCCUGAUGUACACGAACCCUUCGCUUGAUUUUCACGGCUCUUUAUUUGGCUUGUGCAAGCUAUUGCACCACGGCGUCAUAAUGAAGCGGCUCCGGGAGUUACUCCAUGCUGUACUCGACAGAAAGUUCAAGGUCGUUUACGCCCCUGUCGACCCUUUUGCGCAGGCAUGGGCUUGGCAAGUGCUUGAUCUCUGCUACAUCCGAGGCGCUUUGGAAGACGAGGACGAGGAAACCUUGCAAGCUGCUUCUGUGUCUUACAGGGAGAAGGAAGCCCGCGAAUUCGCUCGGGUCUUCAAUGGCAACUGGCAGGACACACGCCCGGGCCACACUGUGCAUCAUUGCAGCAUGGACUGCGAUUGCGUCUCUGAGCGCGACUCGCUGGACAGAGCGCAUGCGCAGUUAGAUAAACUGAUUCUCAAUGGCCUCCCAGAGCUCGUUGCGUACAAUAAGUGGACAAAGUACCAGGAACCGACGCGCAAGGUCGCACUUGCUCUUGCGUUCCAUGGAAUUUUUGCUGAUGCUUUUGCAAUGCUUGCGUCCGAGGCCGCAGACGAGCUGUCGGCGGUGAAGGACGACCAGCGCCAGGAUAUCCCAGGGCUUCGCACGUCCGAAGAGUUCCUCCGGCUGAAGCGCACCCGCUUCAACCACGCAGCUUCCUUCGUGACGUCCCCCCAGUCCCUCCCGAAGAUGCUCCACUGUCUCGGGAGCGUGGGGUUGGCAGACCCGUUGGCGAGGAUGUACUUCCACCAGUCGUCCGACGACAUGCAGCAUUUGCGUCCAGACUGGCAGGCGGGAGUGCUCAGUCCUAUAGAAGAUUUGGCGAACCGAGAGUAUUCCCCCGCGAUGAGGUGUCUAGACGUUCACACGAGAGCGAUGUUGACGUUGCGGGAGAGACCACCACCCAUGUCCUCUGCAAUGCCGUGGUCUUUGCUGGCGAACACAAAGACCGUCGAGUGGCUGGAGGAUCGAGACGGGAUUUGGUCCUGGCGGGCGUCUUGCGGCAGAUCGGCCAUAUAUGGCAUCGGCUGGUUUUGCAUUACUCCCGCUGGCCAUGGCGGCUCGCCGCCGUCGUGGACGCGCGCGUGCCUGAGGCCGAGCAGGCGUCCAUCGCAUGCGAGUUUUUCCAUGCGAAGCCGUGCUGCAUGGGCGCCGGCCUCUUGCCAUUGCAGCGCCGCUUGCAGUCCUCUUCAGAUAUACUGUCCGCCGUGA
This is a messenger RNA of Prorocentrum cordatum, 2202 nucleotides long. The record is from the annotation of a GenBank genome assembly. Lineage: Eukaryota; Dinophyceae; Prorocentrales; Prorocentraceae.